UCCGCAAAAGAUGUUGUCAUCUGUCAAAUUUGGCCUUCAAUUGCUGGGACAUUAUGUACCUAUUGCAAUUUGUAUUUAAUUUUGCAAUAUUUGAGUGAAGUGUUAACUUAAAUCGAUGGUAUGACAUAGGAGUUAUUGUGUUCUCGUGCUAAGAUGACAUCGAGAAGCAAAAACGCUGUUCGAGGUUACGAAACAGAGAUCGAGAAGAGUAGAGAGGAGUCCAACUGGAAGAAGGCUAUAGAUUUAGCUCAGCAGCUAAAGGCCAGGUCACCACAACACGAAAGCCUUGCACACUUUCUGAUUGGCGAAGGAAAGUUAGAAGCAUAUCUUGAUGAAUGGCCACCAACAAAAGAGAAUCAUGAGAGGGCACAACGGGAACUAUCUGAAGCCAGAGGGUACCUCACUCUGGCAACUGAUGAAGCUGGCACAAGAGCAGGAGUGGCGUUAGAUGCUCAUCUCCUACUUGGGAAACUGAAUUAUGCAUGUGGAAGUUACGAUGAUGCACUAAAACAUUAUAAACUAGCUGAGUUAAAUACACUUACGGAGAAGGAGCUGCCAGUACGGAGUUUACGAAUUGUGGCAGAAUCAUAUGCCAUCAAAGGCCUGUGCCUAGAACAGAAUGCAUUACCGGGCUCGACGAGCAGAUAUAAGCAAGCUGAGAGGGAAUCUGAAAUGAUCCGCAGCUUCGAGCUGGCUUCGGAGCUGACGCUGCUGUACCUGCAGCGCGCGCAGUCGGCGGCCCGCGCCGGCCCCACGCUGGAGACCGCGUUACAGCGCGCGCCCAUACUGCACAUGCGCGCCGGCAGCCUCGCGCGAGCCAUCGCCCGGUAUCGCGAGAUGCUGUCGGCUGUAGAAUCACCGUCGACGCAGGCGCUGCGGCUCACGCUGGCCAGACAACUAGCUGAAGUAUUGAAACGGGGAGUUACGGGACAGGUGUACAAAGCACCGGAGAGGCCGGCCAUGGUGGCCACAAAUACCCUUAGUCGGCGGAGAGAUGAAUACGUAUCGGAGGGGCCAUGGAAACCCAAUAAGUAUGCCGGUAUCAACCAGUUCGUGCCCCGUAACGAGUAUGAAGAGGUGGUGCUGGUGCUGCUAGUGGGCGAGGCGAUGGCCGUGCGAGACGCGGUGCUGUCUCAAAGCGCGGAGUUCCACGCGGCGAGAUUACAUUCCCUGCAGAACGCCUGCGCGCUCAUAGAUCUACUCGCCCUGGCCGCCACUAGGUGGGGGCAGCUGUGCCUGGUGCUCGAGUCGCUGGAGCGCGCGAUGAAGUUCUCGUUCGGGUCCGCGCACGUGUGGAGGCAGCGCGCCCUCGCCACCGCCGCCGCCGCGCCGCACCAACCCCACGCCGCGCGCCUCACGCCCGGUGGUAGUGGAUGGGGAGCGGCGAUACGUGCCCGCACUGUGGCGGCGCGCGCCGUCCCGUUAGUACCACAAGACGCGGCGCUGAGGCUGGUAGCUGCCAACACCUGCUAUGGAGUGGGCUGGAUCGAAGAGGGCAUCGAAAUGGCGGAACAAGCUCUUAGUAUAGAAGAGCAGAGCGAGGGCAGUUUGCUCGCGCGCUGCUGUUUAUACACCGCCAUCGGACAUCAGAUGAAAGCGCAGAAAACGAAUUCACGUAUCGAAAAGGAUGCGGCGAACGACACAUGUUUAAAGCUUUUACUGCGAGCGGUGCAGCUCGACGACAACGACCACCUGGCCUUCUACUACUUGGGGCUACAGUACAUGUAUCUCGGCAUGCUCAACGAAGCUAUGGACGCGACGCGUUCGUGCCUGUCGGCGCGCGCGGAGUGCAGCGGCGGGCUGCGCCUGGCGACGGCGCUGUGGUCGUGCGCGUGCGCCGGGCCCCGCGCGCCCCGCGCCCUCGCCGCCGCCGCGCUAGCGCGACACCACUACCCGCGCGCGCCCUGGCCGCUGUGGGCCGCGGCCGCGCUGCAGCUGCGCGCGCGCCGCCCCGAGGUGAGUGUGUGUAGUGUAGUGUAG
Messenger RNA from Chilo suppressalis (striped riceborer), 1980 nucleotides. The record is from the annotation of a GenBank genome assembly. NCBI's taxonomy places the organism in Eukaryota, Metazoa, Arthropoda, Insecta, Lepidoptera, Crambidae.